Messenger RNA from Amborella trichopoda, 2085 nucleotides. RefSeq names its product abscisic acid 8'-hydroxylase 3. Gene Ontology annotation, molecular function: iron ion binding; monooxygenase activity; heme binding. Lineage: Eukaryota; Viridiplantae; Streptophyta; Magnoliopsida; Amborellales; Amborellaceae. Gene Ontology annotation, biological process: sterol metabolic process; brassinosteroid biosynthetic process; brassinosteroid homeostasis. The record is from RefSeq and is a predicted model, not a curated record.
AAUCUCUGUUACUAAAUGCUUUCUGACCUUUGGACUUUGGAGCAGCCGGCCCACAAAGCAUAUAAUAUUCCCCUCGACAAAUGCCAUACAAAUAAGGACAAGCUCCUUGAACUUCCUCUCUUCAGAAAUUCCCCACAUUAAACCACUUGCCUUGAUUUCUCAGAAAUACCAAUACACAACAAACAACACGAUGGUUUGCCCAAUGCAACCUCACAUAUCCACAUCCGCAGUGAAGUUCAUUCCAAGACAAUCCAAAAACCAUAUAAAUCCAUUCUCAGCUGUUCACAAUAGAGAGAGAAGUUUAGCCAUAAGAGUCGAUACCUGCUGUAGAGACAUUUGACAAAAUGAGAAUAUGCUGAAAAACUUGGCCAAGAUCACGAAAUCACUAUAAAUUAGAUUGUCUCGGCCACGCUUCUUAGAUCAUCAAAUCUUGCCCAAUUACCACCUAACCAGUUCUCAUGGAUCCUCAUAGUCUCCUGAUUUCCUUUGCCCUCAUGGUGUUUUCAUUUAUCAUCUCUGCAUUGUUAUACGUGCUAAGUUCAAGGCGAACCUUGAGGGCCAUCCAAAAGAUACCAGGCUCCUUAGGUUGGCCCAUAAUAGGAGAGAGCUUGUCUUUCAUGGCAGAGUUUUCGACUCCAUCUGGUAUCCAUGCCUUCAUCCAAAAGAGGCAACAGAGGUACGGCAAGGUUUUCAAGACCAGCAUCCUAGGGCGGCUAACCGUCUUCAUGACUGGACGAGAAGCUAGCAAGAUCUUGCUGUCAGGGAAAGAUGGGUUAGUUAGCUUGAAUCUUUUCUACACAGGAAAGCAAGUUAUGGGACCUACUAGCUUGCUUCAAACCACUGGUGAGGAGCACAAAAGGCUUCGUAGACUAAUAGGAGAACCUCUCUGUUUGGAUGCUCUCAAGAAAUAUCUACCUUUCAUCGACUCUCUAGCUUCUGAUACACUGGACCAAUGGGCUGGACGGACUGUAUUUGUCCUCGAAGAAGCUUCAAGCUUCACGCUAAAGGUUAUUGGGCAUAUCAUAAUGAGCUUGGAGUCGCAUGGUGAGGAGCAAGAGAAUUUCAGAAACAACUUUAAGACUAUAUCUUCAGCUUUUGCUACCUUGCCUCUCAAAAUUCCAGGCUUUGCAUUCUACAAGGGCAUCAAGGCAAGGGAUCGUAUGUAUUCCAUGUUGGACAUUAUAAUUCACAAAAGGAGGUCCGGAGAGAAAAUCAGUGAUGAUUUUUUACAAUCACUGAUAACAAACUACAGCACCAGAACAGAAGAAGAUAGGCUCACAGAUUCACAGUUGAAAGACAACAUAUUGACUCUAUUAAUAGCAGGUCAUGAUACCACAACUGCAGCUCUUACCUGGGUGAUCAAAUUCCUAGAGGAAAAUCCAAUUGCCCUGCAAAAAGUUAGGGAAGAGCAUCAACAAAUAUGGGAAAGGAGGAGGGAUGGCAUCCCACAGCUCAGCUGGUCCGAAGUUAAUAACAUGCCUUAUACCAACAAAGUUAUCAAUGAAACAUUGAGGAUAGCAACAAUCCUGCCAUGGAACUCAAGGAAAGCAGCCCAAGACUUCGAAAUUGAUGGGUAUGAAAUCAAGAAGGGAUGGUCCAUAAACUUGGAUGUUGUCUCUGUGCACCACGAUCCCAACCUUUUUAUGGACCCCGAGAAAUUUGACCCAUCCAGAUUUGAUAAAUCGUUGAAACCUUUCAGCUUUCUUGGAUUUGGCGGCGGACCUCGUAUGUGUCCAGGAAUUAACUUGGCCAGACUUGAAAUUUCUGUUUUCAUCCAUCAACUACUUUGCAGAUACAAGUGGAAGCCACUGAGCAGAGACAACUCCUUGCAUCCCACACUAGUUCGCAUGCCAAAGAGCAAAUACCCGAUUGUUGUUGAGCCUUGUUGCCUUCCACAUAACCACAAUCCCGAAGGAAAACAAUAGGACAGCUCCCACAUAAAUCCAGAUUAGAUUACCAAAUUAAAAAAAAAACAGAAAAAAAAGGAAACUAUAGAGCAGAGAGAAUAAAACAGACAUUCUAUUCAUAUUCCCCAGGAGAACUUCAGUCUCUUACUACAACAACAACUAGGACUACUACCACCAU